Molecule: messenger RNA, 808 nt
Organism: Episyrphus balteatus (marmalade hoverfly)
Lineage: Eukaryota; Metazoa; Arthropoda; Insecta; Diptera; Syrphidae
Product: isochorismatase domain-containing protein 1-like
Exons: 1
Coding region: 79-774 (231 amino acids)
Cellular component (GO): cytoplasm
Source: RefSeq, a predicted model, not a curated record
AUUCAAAAAUUAAUUUAAAAAAAAAAGAAUUCAAAACGAAAAUUUGAAAUUCUGAUACAGGUCUUUAAAAAAAAACCAAUGGCUUACAAGAGAUUGGAUCCUUUAAGAUCUCUUUUUUUGCUAUGUGAUGUUCAAGAAAAAUUUCGUAAUGUAAUGCCCCUUUUUGGUAACAUGGUUCAGAAUAUCAAUAAACUUCUUCAAGUUGGAAGAGCAUUGGAUGUUCCACUGAUUGUCACUGAACAAUAUCCAAAAGGGCUUGGAAACACUGUAAAAGAAAUAAGCUUAAACAAUGCAUUAGCUGUUAUCCCGAAAACAAAAUUUACGAUGUAUGUGCCAGAAAUGCAUUGUUUCAUUGAAGAACUUGUAUCAAAAGGUCCAAUCGAGGUGAUUAUAUUUGGCCUGGAAACACAUGUUUGUGUCUUACAAUCGGCAAUGGAUUUCAUGGAAAACGAUUAUAGUGUUCAUGUUGUGGCAGAUUGUUGUUGUUCACGUUUGAAUCAGGAUCGUGAUGUGGCUCUGAAUCUCUUGCGACAAAUGGGAUGUUAUGUUCAAACAAGUGAGUCAGUGAUUUUUAAUCUAAUUCAAGACAAAACUCAUCCAAAAUUUGAAGCUGUGAAGAACGCAGUCAAUACUUCUUCAGCGGAUAUGGAACUUUCUCAAUGUGUUGAAAGAAAUUUAAACUUAGUUGAUUUUGAGAAAAAAGAAAAUAAAGAGGUGGUUAAAAAUAGCUCGAUUCCUAAAACUGAAUCGAAGAUAUUGAAGGAUGAAAGUUAGGCUAAAACUAAUCGGAAAUAAACAAGAAAAAAAA